Messenger RNA from Racocetra persica, 165 nucleotides. NCBI's taxonomy places the organism in Eukaryota, Fungi, Glomeromycota, Glomeromycetes, Diversisporales, Gigasporaceae. The record is from the annotation of a GenBank genome assembly.
AUAAUUAUGCAACCAAGGUUAAAUCAAAUCGAACGGGCUUUGUACCUCUUAAGCCUAUUUUCAGUAAUGAUGAUGAAAAUGGUUAUAAUGAAAAGGAUGUCAAUUUACCAACAACUAGUCAUGAAGUAACUGCCUCUAACAAUAACUACUCUGUAACCACCUUUA